Messenger RNA from Penicillium brevicompactum, 1452 nucleotides. RefSeq lists its product as uncharacterized. The coding region runs from base 1 to 1452 and encodes 483 amino acids. Gene Ontology annotation, cellular component: late endosome; HOPS complex. The transcript has 3 exons. Gene Ontology annotation, biological process: protein targeting to vacuole; endosomal vesicle fusion. Gene Ontology annotation, molecular function: protein binding. The record is from RefSeq and is a predicted model, not a curated record. NCBI's taxonomy places the organism in Eukaryota, Fungi, Ascomycota, Eurotiomycetes, Eurotiales, Aspergillaceae.
AUGGCUGAGGGCAGUGAGGGCUGGUCGCGCGAGGAUGAGCUUGACCUAGGUCAGGAAGAUGAACGGCAGCCCGACCAAGACAUCCCCGAACACCCUGUACCUUCCCCGCACGAACCGGUGGACGAUGGAUUGGACACGAUAGAGCAUGCGGAGGACCGUGAUUCUGAUCAAACACUGGAACCAAAGGAUUCACUCCUCCCCGAAACACCACCGCAGCGCCAUGCAGACUGGGCUGCGACCGGGAGCUUGAAUGGAACGACCUCAAACCCUGACGAUUCACCAUCUCUACAUGGCUCAGUCCCAUCUUCACUGAGCAGUAGUGCGCUUGCACUCCAAUCCUCCCCGCGAAUUAGUCCCAGCCCGGCACGUCGGCCUUUCGAUCUUCGUUUCCAGUCCCGCCUAUCUUCAUCUCCGCAGAGUGUGUCUCGAGCUGGCUCGCCAUUCCUUGCGCAUCUACACUCCCGUCAGUCCUCAAUAACCAGUCAAGUUUCACAUAUACCAGAAGCGGAAGAGGAGCCAGUGCAGGGGCCUUGGGAUGUGGUGCGAUGGACAAAGCUACGGAAGAUCUCUGGACAGGCGUUUUCCGAGAUUGGGAAGCGUAAUUUUGGUCGGCCAACUUGUCUUGCUGUUUCCACGUCUAUUGUGGUAGGCACAUCGAAAGGAAUCAUUCUCGUAUUCGACUAUCAGCAAAGCCUCAAGACCAUCAUUGGAACCGGCACACAAGCUGUUGAAUGCGGUGCUGUUACAUCUUUAGCGCUCUCUGCAGACCAUACUACGGUCGCAGGUGGUCAUGACUCGGGCGACAUCUUCACCUGGGAGAUUUCUCGCUCCGCGAAGCCAUUUCUUCAUAUUCCACCAAUGCCGGCCAAUCAGGUAGAGACUCGGACGUCUGAUGGCCAUCUUUCAGGAUCUGCCGUCAUCCAUAUAGGGUUCCUCGGAACUAGGCGCACGGCGCUGGUAUCGGCUGACACGCGCGGCAUGGCAUUCUCCCACCUAGCAACACGAGGUAUGGGUGCUGUAGGGCGUACGGUGAAAACGAUACGAAUCCUUGGCCGUUACCCCCAGGCGAUAACAGAAACUAAGCGUCGGAAGCCUAGCUCGGUCCUUGCUUUCUCUCCCCUGCCGCUCGGAAAUGUGGAGCAAUCUACUGAUUCACUGGGUCUGGUUGCUAUGCUUACUCCCUAUCUUCUGGUAAUCGUGUCUACAACACCGGUGGCUCAAACCCAGCACAAAGCCCCUCGACCAAAGGAAGUGCAGGCUCAUGGUGCCAUGACUGGUGCCUUGGCUUGGUUUCCAGCCAUCCGACUCAAGGGAAAAGAUAGCCAGACAUCAAACACAAAGCUAGUAUACUGCUGGUCAAAUGUGUUGACAGUGCUCGAAGUCACGGAAGCCGAGACCGACGAGCCGACGGACAAGGACAAGCCCCCCCAGUCUUCUCUUCAGAGCACGUAG